AUGGGUGAAGAAAACGACACCUCUAAGAGACAACUAUAUCUUUCUUCUACUGGUGAUGGUUUACUUCACCGGCAACCAUUCUUGCCGGAUGAACUUGUCUUUGAAAUCCUCUCGAGGCUUCCGGUGAAAUCCCUCCUUCAAUACAAGUGCGUGAGUAAAUCCUGGAAAACCCUAAUCUCCGAUCCUCAAUUUACACAAACUCACCUUCGGAACUUAAUCGUGGAUCCAACCAUAAACCAUCAACGAUUUUUCUAUUCCCCAGAGAGUAAACCAAGCAAAAUCGCAUCUAUCCCUGUGAAGCCAUUAUUCGAAAACCUAUCAGAGCCUCCUAAAGCUACUGAGUUCAGCAUGGAACAUGAGUAUGGUAUUCUUGGUUCAUGCAAUGGGUUGUUGUGUCUAUUUUCUUUCAAAGAAGGUUAUGUUACAUUGUUGAACCCUUCUAUCGAAUGGAAAUCCAAAAUAUCUCCAACCCUUGAUUCUUAUGAAUAUCAUAAAUAUUGGAUCACAUAUCAUGGCUUUGGCUAUGAUCAUGUGAAUGACCGAUACAAGGUGCUAGCAGUUGUGUGUGUUGUGGCUAAUGGAAUUGUUAAAAAAUUGACACAAAUUCAUACUUUUGGUGAAAAUUCUUGGACAAGUAUUCCGAAUUUCCCUUCCCCUUCUCCUAUGAUCAGCCGCUUUUCGUGGGUAGGGAAAUUUGUGAGUGGCACUUUAAAUUGGGUAAUAAUUAAAACAGGGGUCAUUCCUAAACGAAACGUGAUUCUUUCUUUUGAUCUUGCAAAGGAGACUUAUAAGGAAGUGUUGCUGCCUGAACCUGAUGGUGUCGAUGUCAGCAACCACGUGCUGGGUGUUUUGAGUAACUGUCUUUGUGUAUGUUUUGACUCCAAUAAAACUCAUUCGGAUUUUUGGUUAAUGAAAAAAUAUGGAGUUGCUGAGUCAUGGACUAGAUUGAUGAUGAUCCCUCUUAACAAGAUAUGGCACUGCUUACAAUCCCGACCUGAUUUUAUUCAACCCUUGUUCAUGUCUGAAAAUAGUUCUGUUUUGCUUAGAACAUAUAGCAAAUUUUUGCUAUAUAACUUAAAUAAUGGUAGAUUGGAUUGCCUUCAAGGUUAUAAUGAGUUUGAUCCUGAUAUUUAUCACGAGAGUCUCAGUUUGCGCAGAACUUUGGAAAGACAGUUAGAUUAUGUUCUUGUGUGUCUUGGAAAAUGGGAACAAUGGAAUGGAAAUUCUAAGAAACUACAAAAUGGAUUCUUUUAUAGAUUCUAUUUCCGCAGUGUGCUUGCAGCCUUGAACCAGCUGGGUGACACCUCUAUUGGAAACGAUAUAUCCGUAGAACUAGCACAUGAUUUUCCGGGAAUGGUGAUGGAGGAAUUUGCGGUCGUUGAUUAUGAUAUGCCUGAUGAAGGGAGAGAACAAAAACUGCUGCCGAUCAACGUGUAA
Medicago truncatula (barrel medic) is the source of this 1437-nucleotide messenger RNA. Its product is annotated as F-box/kelch-repeat protein At3g23880. Gene Ontology annotation, molecular function: protein binding. NCBI's taxonomy places the organism in Eukaryota, Viridiplantae, Streptophyta, Magnoliopsida, Fabales, Fabaceae. The transcript is spliced from 3 exons. The record is from RefSeq and is a predicted model, not a curated record. Bases 1 to 1437 code for a protein of 478 amino acids.